AUCUAGUCAUCUGUCAAUGGCCAUUCAGAUUGCUUCCAGUCUUGGCUUACAGUACUUAUUUUUAAUCCCAUCUCUAGCAUCCAGAGAGGCAGAGUAAUGUAAUAAUUUUAAUUAGUCCCUUCCAAAUGUGUGCCUUUUUUUUUUCAUUUUAUCACCUAAUAAUUAACCAUAAUAAGUUCCUUUUGGCAGAGAUGGGAAACAGCUUCUGAGGUGGCCUUGUAAUCAGAGUUAAAAGCCCCAUUGUCAGUACUCUCAUUCUUCCUACGUAAGCUGACUUGUCAACUAAAGAAAUACGCCUGGCUCUUUCCCCACUCUCAUGUCCUUGCCUGUGCUCUUCUCCCUGCCCAGAAUGACCCUUCCUCACAAAGUACACCUUAGUCUAACCCAGGGUUCACUGAUUCCAAUAGGAGCAUUUGUGUGCCAAGCCUGGGGUGCCUGGCACAGAGAAGGUGAUCACUCCCGCCAGGAGCCAUCUUUCCCAUGGCUUUUCUAAUCUGUACUGCUCAAGUUACACUUGUUGGUACUGCCCUGUGAUUUGUCUAUAGAUAUGUUUAUCUACUCAAUGAGAUAGUAAGUAAGCUUCUGGGCAAAAAAAGCCAUGACUAAUACAUUUUGUUUCCCCACAGUGUCUGCUCAGUGUCUCACAUAUAAUCCGCAGCAGAUAAAAAUGGUUGAAUAUGAACAUUUUCCUUUUGAGCAAAUUACCUUAAGGGUGCUAUAAGAGGAAAGCCCGGACUUCAUGAGGACUGGUGAAUAAACCCGGGGCUUCCAAACCUCUCUGAUACUCAGCCCAGCUGAGGUCUAGGAGUUGAAUCAGGAUUUACUACAAGGGGAUUGAGUUUUGCUCGCGUCAGCAUGUCUGUUUUCUUUGCCAUUUAGGAAGCUUUGCUACUGCUCAGGAGCCUUGGUGGCGUGACUGCCACACUUGGGCUGCUAGACUGACUACCCUGCCUUGGGCUUCAGCUCUCUUGGCUUUCUACCAUCUGCCGGUUUAGCUGGUUGGCUGCCUGGCCAUGGCUGACUUCGGCCAGGUUUGCAGCCUGGAGGGAAUCUUCCGGGCAGGUUCGACCUCCAGGGGCCAUGUAACCUGACAUCUGGUUUAUUAGCUUAUUAAUUCAUCUUCUGACAGGGCAGUGCCGAGGCUACCCACAGCCUUGGUAAAGGUGUGGUCGCUUCCUGAAAUGGCCCAAUCUCAUGCCCUUCCUGUGUUGACAUCAAGCUCUGACAGCUUUCACAAAAGUCUCUUUAGCCAAAGAGACUGAAGUGGUGACACAGCAGCCUGGCCCAGCUGGAACUAGUUAACAACAGUCUGAGGACUUGGCUGAGAUCUAAGACCUUGAUGAAGAACUCUGUACCCAUGCCCAUCAUGAGCCAGCUCCAGCCACCUUUCUGGACCAGCCAGGCCUUAGCAAAGAGCAUCCCGGGCCCAAAUCCUAGACAAAGCCACAGAGUAUAUCCAGUAUAUGCGAAGGAAAAACCACACACACCAGCAAGAUAUCGAUGACCUCAAGCGGCAGAAUGCUCUCCUGGAGCAGCAAGGGGAAAGCGAGAGCUGAUCAAGUUCUUUGUUCCUGGGGAAUUCACUUCUCUUCCUCCCUCAUGGAAGAUGCAAGUAAAAGGAAAUUCCGUGCACUGGAGAAGGCGAGGUCGAGUGCCCAACUGCAGACCAACUACCCCUCCUCAGACAACAGCCUCUACACCAACGCCAAGGGCAGCACCAUCUCUGCCUUCGAUGGGGGCUCGGACUCCAGCUCGGAGUCGGAGCCCGAAGAGCCCCAAAGCAGGAAGAAGCUCCGGAUGGAGGCCAGCUAAGCUCCGUGGGGCAGGCCAGCAAUAAAAACUGUCUGUCUCCUCCGUCGUCUUAUCCUCCUUUCAGUUCAUCUUUAGAACCCUCAGAACCAUUUAAGAGACUCUAUUUUUUUCUCUUUCCUUUUUGUUUUUUUAAUUUUAUUUUUACGUAGAAGCUCUUGGACAACAGCUCUCGUUCUCCUUCCCCAUUUCCACUACUUUUUUUUUUUAACGUUUCCCUUCAGGGAUUCCCUGUCCCCACCAGGAAUUUUUAAACCAAAACACCCCAACUUGGCAGCUUUUUCUGUGGAGGACAGACGGCCGGCCGGACCUCUGAGCACAUGGUGUCCUGACCACCCACCAGCUCCUCCAGCCCUGCCGGGCACGUGCCCGGGGGCUCCUGCCCCUCCCAGGCCUCUCCUCCCAGGCCACCUUCACCUCUGUUUGAUAGACUUUGUGAAUCUGUGGACUGCUCUACUUUAAGAAGAUGACCAGUUUGGAGUAAUCAGAAUUAUACCCCCUUCUUUUUAAGGAUUUUUUUUUUUCUAAAAAGCUAUUUAUCGCUCCUAUUGAAAGACCAGAUCCUUGAAGAAGUUUGUGGUAUGAAAGGAAGUGGGGACAGAUUUGCAGCGCAGACUCUUUGGCCUGUUUCACUCCUGCUCCUCUCAGCCAGCCUUAGGGAGGGCCGCGUGACACUCGUGUGGUCUGUGGGGGGAUGGCAGCAGUGAAGCGGUAGCCGCCGGGGGUAGUGGGGGGUGGGGCAAGGAGGGAGGAUCCGGUGGGGUAGAGGUUUUGUAUUGAGGUCAGUGAUGAUGUUUUGAUAUUUAUUUCCUGCUACUGAAAUUUGAAUCUGAGUGAAUUGUCCCUAUUUCUGAUGAUGUCGGUAUUGCAAAGCGACAGAUUCAUAAAGUAAUGAUCAAAUCUUCCUUUCUUUCCGUGUGUAUUUCUAAGAAAUAGAGCCAACUGAUUUUGUAUGUAAAUACCAAGAGCGAUUCACCUGGUACUAAACCCGCAUCCCAGUGCGGACCCCUCCCCACCCUCGCCCCACUCCCCUUCCGACUGUCCUGGAACCCAUCCCCAUUGUGUGAUCCAGCCCUGGUUCUGGCUGCGGUCAGCAGAUCCCAGUGAAGGGUUUGUGUGUUUAAGCUUCAUUUCUUUGUCUUUUUCCUACUCUCUUCCCUGCAUUUGCUGAUUUCUAGUGUAUACUCUGUAGUCUCAGUCCGUGUUUGAUUCCAUUCCAUGGAAAUAAAAAGUAUGUUGUACAUACUGCUGAAGAAUUGUCUUGCAAGUUAAGGCUUCCCCCUUUACUAUAAGACUAUAAAUAAAAACUUAUUUUAUCCUU
Molecule: messenger RNA, 3130 nt
Organism: Camelus dromedarius (Arabian camel)
Lineage: Eukaryota; Metazoa; Chordata; Mammalia; Artiodactyla; Camelidae
Gene: MAX
Product: MYC associated factor X
Exons: 4
Coding region: 1501-1812 (103 amino acids)
Biological process (GO): positive regulation of transcription by RNA polymerase II
Cellular component (GO): RNA polymerase II transcription regulator complex
Molecular function (GO): protein dimerization activity; DNA-binding transcription factor activity
Source: RefSeq, a predicted model, not a curated record